Histoplasma capsulatum G186AR is the source of this 1044-nucleotide messenger RNA. RefSeq names its product C6 zinc finger domain-containing protein. Gene Ontology annotation, molecular function: DNA-binding transcription factor activity, RNA polymerase II-specific; zinc ion binding. The coding region runs from base 1 to 1044 and encodes 347 amino acids. Gene Ontology annotation, biological process: regulation of DNA-templated transcription. NCBI's taxonomy places the organism in Eukaryota, Fungi, Ascomycota, Eurotiomycetes, Onygenales, Ajellomycetaceae. The record is from RefSeq and is a predicted model, not a curated record. The transcript has 2 exons.
AUGGCCACGAUACAACCACACCUCCAACACCCUCCGCAGGAAUACCAACUCCCUCCACCACAUGGAGCAUACCAACGUCCUGCUGAUAUAUAUGGCCACCCGGCCCCAGCUCCACCCCCUGUGGUUUAUCCGGCUGCCGCUCCAAGACAACGAACUGCGAUAGCCUGCAGGUAUUGUAGGAGACGGAAGAUUCGAUGUUCCGGAUUCGAAUCCUCUCAGGAUGGACGAUGCAGCAAUUGCGUUCGAUUUAACCAGGAAUGCAUGUUCACGCCAGUUUCAUCGCAAGCGCAAGCCUUUGUCCCUGCCCAAGCAGUCUACAAUCAUUUUCGCACCACGGCACCACGGGGCGGCCCUCGAGCAGAUGCGAUCCCAUUAUAUGGUGCACAUGGCCAACCACUUCCUCCGCCGCAACCACCACAACACCCACAAGAUGGACCUCUCCCUCCUCCACAAAGUUUAUAUCCACCUCCUGCUUAUGGAAGGCCUCUCGUCGACGAGCGCCCUCCACCCCCUCAUUUACAACCUCCACCUAUGCAACCAGAUCAUGUGAGUCGGAAACGUCCCCGCCCCGACGAGCCUUCCCUUCCUCAUCAUUCUCGCGACCCUGUUUCGGCCUCGAGUUCUGAUGUCUCACAAUUUUCUGGACAGAGAUCCUCGGUAACCUCGCGUGACUCGAGAGAAUACAACUUCUCUGAAUCAACCACCCUUCCUCCUGUCUCAACGGCUGUCUCUGGGGCGGCAUUCACUAGCCAUACAUCCCAGGCGCCGUACGACAGACGUUCGUCGUCACAUUCCCAAUAUUCAUUCGAGCAUCGACAUUCUUCGUCGCCCCACGGCUCUACAUCGUCCAAUCUCCCAUAUCCACCUAUCCAACAACAGCACCCUCCACCUUCCAUGCCAAUUCGAACCCCACCCCCAGGGCCAGCAACUGGCUCAUCUGGCAGUCGUGGCCUGAGCGUGAGGGAAAUGCUGGGUCCAGAUACCCAAGUCACACGAAGUUCCACCGACAGCGACAUGCUCAAUGCCCUGAAUCGGAGGGUUUAA